This is a messenger RNA of Solea senegalensis (Senegalese sole), 945 nucleotides long. Its product is annotated as zinc finger protein with KRAB and SCAN domains 3-like. NCBI's taxonomy places the organism in Eukaryota, Metazoa, Chordata, Actinopteri, Pleuronectiformes, Soleidae. The transcript is spliced from 6 exons. Bases 1 to 945 code for a protein of 314 amino acids. The record is from RefSeq and is a predicted model, not a curated record.
AUGAACUCACGCAGCACAAGUCUGGACCAAGAGGAACCAGAGUCUCUACAGAAUAAAGAGGAAGUGGAGGAAAUUGGCACCAGUCAGGAGCAGGAGCAGCUUGAACUGAAGCAGGAGGCUGACACUUUUAUGUUGAGUCCAGAACAAGAACCAGACACUGUCCACCAGCUCCUUUCUGCUGGAGCUGAGAGUCAAGAUCAGAGCUUCCACAGCAGAAUGUCUGUCAUGAGGAGGAGGUUCUCACUGAGCAGCAGCUCUGUAACCAGGACAGGAACUCCAGGCUGGACCAAGAGGAACCAAAGUCUCUACAGAUUAAAGCAGAAUCUUCCACAGAAAGGUGUUCUUAAGGAGGAGCAUGAGGAGGUUCUCACUGAGCAGCAACUCUGUAACCAGGAGAGGAACUCCAGUAUGGACCAAGAUAAACCAGAGUCUCUACAGAUUAAAGAGGAAGAGGAGGAAAUCUGCACCAGUCAGGAGCAGGAGCAGCUUGAACUGAAGCAGGAGGCUGAUACUUUCAUGUUGAGUCCUGAUAAUGAGGAAAGUGAUCACAUAAAACCAGAGCGUGAAAAGCAUGUGUGCAAUAUUUGCAAGAAAUGCUUUAGACAAAAACAUUCACUCAUGGAGCACAUGAGAAAUCAUGAAGAUGAGAGGCCAUUUUCUUGUAAAACAUGUGGACAGUGUUUUAGACACAGUUCAGAAUUGACAAGCCACAAAAGAAGUCACACAGAGCUUUGGCAGCAGCAUAUUCAUGAGGAGGAGGUUCUCACUGACCAGGAGAGGAAAUCCAGUCUGGAACAAGAGGAACCAGAGUCUCUUCAGAUUAAAGAGGACCAGGGGGAAAUCUGCAUCAGUCAGGAGGGCGAAACGAAGCUGGAGGCUGAAACCAUACUGUUGACUCCUGAUCCUGAUCACAUGGAGCCAGAACCAGUCAUUGACCACCAGUAA